Molecule: messenger RNA, 1371 nt
Organism: Myotis daubentonii (Daubenton's bat)
Lineage: Eukaryota; Metazoa; Chordata; Mammalia; Chiroptera; Vespertilionidae
Product: E3 ubiquitin-protein ligase ZNRF1-like
Exons: 1
Coding region: 10-696 (228 amino acids)
Source: RefSeq, a predicted model, not a curated record
CGGGCGAGCAUGGGGGGCAAGCAGAGCACGGCGGCCCGGUCCCGGGGGCCCUUCCCGGGGGUCUCCACGGAUGACAGCGCCGUGCCCCCGCCGGGAGGGGCGCCCCACUUUGGGCACUACCGGGCGGGCGGUGGGGCCAUGGGGCUGCGCAGCCGCUCGUUCAGCUCAGUGGCGGGCAUGGGCAUGGACCCCAGCACGGCUGGAGGGGUGCCCUUUGGCCUCUACACCCCCGCCUCUCGUGGGACCGGCGACUCGGAGCGGGUGCCCAGCGGCAGAGGGUCCGCAUCCGACGGAUCCACCUAUGCCCAAGGCAAUGGUUACCAAGAGACCUGCGGUGGUCACCAUAGAGACGGGAUGCUGUACCUAGGCUCCCGAGCCUCGCUGGCGGAUGCUCUACCUCUGCACAUCGCACCCAGGUGGUUCAGCUCGCACAGCGAUUUCAAUUGCCCCAUUUGCUCCAAGUCUGUGGCUUCUGAUGAGAUGGAAAUGCACUUUAUAAUGUGUCUGAGCAAACCUCGCCUCUCCUACAAUGACGACGUGCUGACUAAAGACACCGGCGAGUGUGUGAUCUGCCUGGAGGAGCUGCUUCAGGGAGACACGAUAGCCAGGCUGCCCUGCCUGUGCAUUUACCACAAAAGCUGCAUAGACUCGUGGUUUGAAGUGAACAGAUCUUGUCCAGAACACCCUGCGGACUGACCCUGCUGGGCUCGCUUGCUGACUCCUCUCAAAGAUUGCUGUCUGCUGCCCGGCUAGAACCCACCCAAUGACAAAGGGACAGAGCCAGGUUCAAUGCUGAUGGUGCGAGAGACGCUCGCUCGGUCCUCCUGGCCCAGCGCCCCAUCGGUUCGGCCCUCGCCAUCAACAACCGCCCGGCCUUGGUUUUCUUUGCCCAUUUUCCUGGCUUGGCUUUGCACUUUUCUCCCCUUGGGACCCUGAGAUCUUGACUUCAUUGCCAAAUAAAACAACCCUCGGAAGACCUCCCCCUUCAUUCCUGAUUCUUCUCCCUCCUUUCCUCCUGGUUCUGGUCAGUUCAGAGAACUUCACAAUCACAAGUGUCCUGCAAAAAUGCCUGAACAUUUUUCUUAGGCCCUUGUGGAUUUUUUUUCCUGAAAACUUAAACAAACAGAAGACUUAUUAAAGGAACAUGUACAGCUACCGUUUUCAGGCACUCUGUUUGAGAACAUUUUAGCCAUUGAUGUUCACACAUGGCAUCAGCCCAUGCAAGAUAGGUUUCUGUAUUUAUAUAUUAAAAUACCAAAAAAAACCACCCUUAUAAAAUGUUUUAAAAAAUGUUCGAAGUUGGGGGCAAAGCUUUCUUCAUUAGUCAAGAUGUUUUGAUAUGGUAUUAAAAUCAUGUCUAAUAAAAAAAAA